This is a messenger RNA of Ictalurus punctatus (channel catfish), 1777 nucleotides long. Its product is annotated as antigen WC1.1-like. The transcript has 10 exons. Gene Ontology annotation, cellular component: membrane. NCBI's taxonomy places the organism in Eukaryota, Metazoa, Chordata, Actinopteri, Siluriformes, Ictaluridae. The record is from RefSeq and is a predicted model, not a curated record. The coding region runs from base 227 to 1777 and encodes 516 amino acids.
AUGUUCUUCUGCUUCAGGAUCAUCCGUGGCGUUUCAUGAGGGGCGAGUGCGGUUGUCUGGAGGGAGCGAGUGUCAGGGGGAGGUGGAGAUUUAUUUCAGGCAGGACUGGAGGAGAGUUCUCCUGGACUCGUGGAGUCUGUCUGAGGCGUCUGUGCUCUGCAGACAGCUGGGCUGUGGCUCCGUGCUGAACUACCGCUCCUCUCCAUCCACCACUGAACACAAACACAUGUGUGUAACGGGUUUCAGCUGCUCUGGGAGUGAAGCUCAUCUGGGGAACUGCAGCAGUGCACAACCUGUCAACUGCAGCUCCGGGGAACAGCUGUACAUCACCUGCUCAGGUAUCUUUAACCCCGCCCUCAGCUCCAUCAGGCUGGUUGGUUCUGGGGGAGACUGUGCAGGAAGGCUGGAGGUUUUCCACAGCGGCUCGUGGGGGACAGUGUGUGAUGACUCGUGGGAUAUUGAGGAUGCGCAGGUGGUGUGCAGACAGCUGCAGUGUGGAGUGGCCCUCAGUACCCACAUACCAGCCUGGUUUGGUCCUGGAACUGGGUCCAUAUGGCUGAAUGAGGUGGAGUGUGAGGGGAACGAGACGUCCCUGUGGAACUGCAGAUUUCAGCUGUGUGAAGAGGGUGAAUGUGGACACCAGGAGGACGUAGGAGUCGUGUGCUCAGAGUUUAAAGAGAUCCGACUCACGGAGGACUGUGAGGGGAAUCUGGAAGUGUUCUACAAUGGAACCUGGGGUAAUGUGUGUCACAAUCAGAUGGAUGAGGAGACAGUAAACAUGGUGUGUCGAGAGCUGAACUGUGGAAGACGUGGCAGUGUGUCAAACACUGAAGCACGAGUAAAAUCUGCUCCUGACUGGCUGGAUUAUCUGAAGUGUAGGAAACACGACUCUAAUCUGUGGCAGUGUCCAUCUUCACCCUGGGGACAGAACAGAUGUGAUAAUGGUGAUGAGGUGGCUCGUAUUACCUGCACAGAUGAUGGAAAGUCUCUACGUACACAAGAAAAGUGCUCUUCAUUUCCCUCUCAGAAACACUGCUCAAAGCACUGGUCUCUCAGGCUGAGUGGAGGAGAGGGAAGCUGCUCUGGGAGGUUGGAGGUGUAUCAUAACGCUACGUGGGGCUCCGUUUGUGAUGAUCAGUGGAACAUCAGGAACGCUCAGGUGGUGUGCAGACAGCUGGGCUGUGGGUCGGCGCUGAGUGCUGAUAGGAAUGUUAGUUCUGGUCCUGGUGAAGGGACUAUCUGGCUGAACAGAGUGAAGUGUCGAGGGGAUGAGAUUCACCUGUGGGACUGUCAUCAUUCCCUGAAGAAACACACUGACUGCUCUCCUGCUGGAGUCACCUGUGCAGGUCAGAGGCACGUGUCCACUACUACACCCAUCACCUCCACCACCACCACCACCACCACAUCAGUAAGAGCUCCUCCAAAUCCUCCAGCACCUAAAGCUCCACCCACCCCUCCACUGGUUCUCUUUGUGUUGGGAACGCUGCUCUUCCUGGCCUUAGUGCUUCUGCUGGUCCUGUUUUACCAGAACAGAGUGCUCAGGAGAGGAAGUCUCCUCUCUGAAGAACAGCAUUCUGGGUAUGAGCAUGUGGAUGAUGAGCUUCUCUCAGUAAAGUCUGGGACUGGAGAAAAGGCUGAGUAUUAUGAUGAUGUCAUCGACACCAGUGACUUCAUAAGUGAUACAGGAAGAGUUGACCCACCAGAGGACUACGAUGAUGCCGUCCCUGCUGGACCGAUCCCUGAUAACGUGGAUGGUGUGGUUCUGUUUUGGGAUUAG